Messenger RNA from Andrographis paniculata, 822 nucleotides. RefSeq lists its product as uncharacterized. Bases 1 to 822 code for a protein of 273 amino acids. The record is from RefSeq and is a predicted model, not a curated record. Gene Ontology annotation, molecular function: acetylglucosaminyltransferase activity. Lineage: Eukaryota; Viridiplantae; Streptophyta; Magnoliopsida; Lamiales; Acanthaceae. The transcript is spliced from 2 exons.
AUGGCGGAUUCGCUUUCCAGAGGAUUCUUCGCAGGUAAUAACACCUUGUGGAAAGCUAUCCUGUCUGCCGGAAUUUUUCUCUACCUCCUCCUCGUUCUCUAUUCCAACAGACAGAAUCCCAGCGUGUUCUUCAUCCGAUGGCCGCCGCCGGCGGAUAUUUCUCCGAUCGGAGACGACGGGGACGGCGACCGGACGAAUCUCAGCCACAUAGCGUUCGGGAUCAUGGGCUCCGUCGCGACCUGGCCGAAGCGGCGGGGCUACACGGAGGCCUGGUGGCGCCGGAACCAAACUCGCGGCUUUAUCUACCUCGACCGGCAGCCGCCGCCGGAAUACCUGCCGUGGCCGGAGACGGCGCCGCCGUACAGGGUGGUGGACAACAUCUCGUACCUGUUCCAGACCGUUAAGCCCCGGUUCGAACUGAUGCCUAGAAUGGUCCACGGGAUCCUGGAGCUUUUCCGGGAGGAGGACCGCGGCGGCGCCGGCGGGCUGAGAUGGAUCGUGAUGGGCGACGAUGAUUCGAUUUUUUUUGUGGAUAAUAUUGUGGAUGUGUUAUCGGAAUACGAUCAUAAUAAGUAUUAUUAUUUGGGUUGGCAUUCGGAGAGCGUGAUUUCGAACUACUGGUUCUCGUUCGAUCAGGCGUUCGGCGGCGGCGGGAUUGUUCUGAGCUACCCGGCGGCGAAGGCGCUGGCGGCGGACAUGGAAGGGUGCCUGGUGAGGUAUGCGAAGAGCAGUUCUGCAGAUUUGAUUACAAUGACUUGUAUUGCAGACAUUGGUGUCAAUCUUACACCCCACAAAGGAAUCCAUCAGAGUCAAACUCCAUAG